Messenger RNA from Epinephelus lanceolatus (giant grouper), 2101 nucleotides. It is a transcript of the gene alas1, whose product is annotated as aminolevulinate, delta-, synthase 1. Gene Ontology annotation, cellular component: mitochondrial matrix; mitochondrion. Gene Ontology annotation, biological process: erythrocyte development; heme biosynthetic process; hemoglobin biosynthetic process. The record is from RefSeq and is a predicted model, not a curated record. Gene Ontology annotation, molecular function: 5-aminolevulinate synthase activity; pyridoxal phosphate binding. NCBI's taxonomy places the organism in Eukaryota, Metazoa, Chordata, Actinopteri, Perciformes, Serranidae.
AGCUCGUCCUUUUCGUUCGUCCUCAGUGCAGGAUAACGAAGCAGUCAUCUUUUUCUCGGCUUCUUCUAAAACAACGAGACAUUUUACUCAGAACGCAUCAUUAGACUAGCUCCACCGCCAUUAUCCCGUCCACAACACGACUGUUGAACAGAUUUACAACAUUAAGCGUGCCAUUUUUAAGAGACAAUCAUCGCCAGUGCUAACUAUGGAUGUGAUCGUGCGACGCUGCCCGUUCCUGGCUCGUAUGCCCCAGGCUUUCUUCCAGCAGUCCAAAAAGUCAAUGGUGGUUUACGCCCAGCGGUGCCCUAUCAUGAUGGAGCUUGCCUCUAAACCAAUGGCUCCAUCUAUGGCAAGGGCCCUCUGCUCCUCCUCCUCCUCCUCCUCCUCCUCCUACGAGAGGACCGAGGACACCAUGUCUGCUAGUGAAGGCCCCAAACAGGAAGAGGAGCCCAAGCUGCCUGCCUGCCACCCUGUGGUACCCUCAGGCCAGACAGCAGCCUCCAAAUGCCCUUUCCUGGCUGCUGAGAUGGGCCAGAAGAACAGCAGUGUGGUCCGCCAGGUCAGCAUGGAGUUCCAAGAGGAUGUUCAGGAAGUCCGCACUGUUCAGAAAGAGGUGUCCCCUGCCCAGCUGGAUAAGCCGUCCCUGGUCAGUACCAUUAAGAGAAGCGGAGGGGAUCAAGCUAAUUUGAUGAAGACCCUCCUGAAGCAGCGACCUAAAAAUGUCUCCCACUUGCUGCAGGACAACUUGCCAGGCAGUUUGUCCCGCUACCAAUACGACGACUUUUUUGAGAAGAAGAUAGAAGAGAAGAAGAGCGACCACACGUACCGUGUGUUCAAGACUGUGAAUCGUCUGGCCAACGAGUUCCCCAUGGCCGACGACUUUACCGGCUCUUUAGAGGAGAAGAGGGAGGUGUCCGUUUGGUGCAGCAACGACUACCUGGGCAUGAGUCGACACCCACGGGUCGUGCAGUCCAUUAUGGAUACUUUACGAAAGCAUGGCUCAGGGGCAGGAGGCACCAGGAACAUCUCUGGGACCAGUAAAUUCCACGUGGAACUGGAACAAGAGCUGGCUGACCUUCACAAGAAGGACGCAGCACUGCUCUUCACCUCCUGCUUUGUCGCCAAUGACUCCACCCUCUUCACCCUCGCCAAGAUGCUACCUGGUUGUGAGAUCUACUCUGAUGCGGGGAACCACGCCUCAAUGAUCCAGGGUAUACGAAACAGUGGUGCUAAGAAAUUUAUAUUCCGCCAUAAUGAUGUCGCCCAUCUUCGAGAGCUUCUACUGAAAGGAGACCCCACGAAACCGAAGAUAGUGGCCUUUGAGACCGUCCAUUCUAUGGAUGGUGCUGUGUGCCCGCUGGAGGAGAUGUGCGAUGUGGCCCAUGAGUUUGGCGCUAUCACCUUCGUAGAUGAGGUUCAUGCUGUGGGCCUGUACGGCGCGAGAGGAGGGGGUAUCGGAGACAGGGAUGGCAUCAUGCACAAGAUGGAUAUCAUCUCGGGGACACUAGGCAAGGCCUUUGGUUGUGUGGGUGGGUACAUCGCGAGCACCGCCGCCCUGGUGGACACGGUGCGUUCAUACGCUGCUGGUUUCAUCUUCACCACCUCUCUGCCACCGAUGCUGUUACACGGAGCCAGGACCUCAAUCCAGAUUCUUAAAGGGGAAGAAGGCCGUGCGCUGAGACGCAAACACCAGCGCAACGUCAAGCUGCUCAGGCAAAUGCUGAUGGAUUCGGGCCUGCCAGUGGUGCACUGCCCCAGCCACAUCAUCCCAGUCCGGGUAUCGAAUGCUGAGAAAAACACAGAGGUGUGUGACCUCAUGAUGAGUCGCCACAACAUUUACGUGCAAGCCAUCAACUACCCCACUGUUGCCAGGGGAGAAGAGCUUCUGCGUAUCGCCCCAACGCCUCACCACACCCCUGAGAUGAUGAAAUACUUUGUUGAGAGGCUGGUGCACACCUGGAAGGAGGUGGGCCUGGAUCUGAAGCCCCACUCGUCAGCAGAGUGCACGUUCUGCCAGCAGCCGCUGCACUUUGAGGUGAUGAGCGAGCGCGAAAAGUCUUACUUCAGUGGCCUUAGCCACCUCAUCUCAGCCUGCGCAUAA